GGUCAGGGGGGGAACAGCUUGUUCACAGGCUUUGGUUUGUUGGACAAAGCAAACUAAUCCAACCUGAUCCAUAGCAGACCAUCAGGUGAAAACAACCUGAAAGUCUGCAUGAAACACACCGGGCAACAUGCACUCCUCACAGGGAUGGUUGGCCUUUAAUCCGACCCAGAACCUGAACUUUUUCCUGCAGGUUUUUAUUCCCUGAAUAUUUAUCAGCCUCUGUGCUGAUGAGUGUCUGUAAAUGAGAGUGUGUGUGUGUGUGUGUGUGUGUGUGUGUGUGUGUGUGUGUGUGUGUGUGUGGAGGCGGAGCAGCAGCCGCUGUGAUCAGGCUGCGGCUCGGAUGAGAUGCUCGGAGCCUCAGGGGAGGUGGGGGAAGCCAGUCUUUGUCACGUCCACCCGGGCUCCGUGUUCAGGCGCUGAUCGCGCGGCUCUCAGCCCCACGUGAGGCUCCACGGCGGCGGACGCCCUGCAGCAGCUCUCUCCUCCACGGUCUCCGGUCCGGAUCGCUCCCCGGCUCUAACAAAGCCUUGCUCUCCGCGCGCACAGCUGCUGUCCGCUCCGGGUUGCACGGUCUUCGGGUGCUCCAGCGGCUCAACAAAUGCAGAAAAGGGAGCAAAGUUUCGGUAUACAAAUGCUCACCGUCCAGCCGGACACCAAGCCAAAAGGCUGUGCCGGCUGCAACCGGAAGAUCAAGGACCGCUACCUGCUGAAGGCUCUGGAUAAGUACUGGCAUGAGGACUGCCUGAAGUGCGCCUGCUGCGAGUGCAGGCUGGGUGAAGUGGGCUCCACUCUCUACACCAAAGCCAACCUCAUCCUGUGUCGGAGAGACUACCUCCG
Molecule: messenger RNA, 837 nt
Organism: Austrofundulus limnaeus
Lineage: Eukaryota; Metazoa; Chordata; Actinopteri; Cyprinodontiformes; Rivulidae
Product: LIM domain only protein 3
Biological process (GO): positive regulation of transcription by RNA polymerase II
Cellular component (GO): nucleus
Molecular function (GO): DNA-binding transcription factor binding; transcription coactivator activity
Source: RefSeq, a predicted model, not a curated record